AUGCCGUUGCUGUUCGCUGUAGCUCUCCUGGCCUUGGCUUGCCCCUUAAUGGCAUUUGAUAUGGGUCAGUCAACCCGCUGCGUAGCGAUCCCUAACCAGAUGAAGGUGUGCAAAGAUGUUGGAUAUUCAGAGAUGCGCCUGCCAAAUUUUUUGGGUCACAGUAACCUGGAAGGCGAGGUGGUGCCACGCUCAGAGGACUGGAGGCCCCUGUUGCAGACCGGCUGCCAUCCCCAGGCACAGGCUUUCCUCUGCUCCCUUAUUGCUCCAGUCUGUCUUGACACUUUUAUUCAGCCCUGCCGUAGCUUGUGUGUGGCGGUGCGAGACAGCUGUGCCCCGGUGCUUGCCUGCCAGGGACAUCCUUGGCCUGAAGCACUUAACUGUGACCGCUUUUCUGCUGAGGACGACAUGUGCCUGUCUCCCCAUCCCAAAUUCAGCCACUUUGCCAAAGACCUGCCUAAGCCUGUCUGCCAAAAUUGUCCUUCUGUGGAAGAGACUCCUGCCAUGAAAACAGUCUUAGAUGCGUUUUGCCAGGACGACUUUGCUGUUACAGCUAAAAUUCAUAGGCGCCGCAUUCUCAGAGGAGAGCCAGAAUUUGGACUGGAGGGUCGGGUUGAGUUUAUCCACCAGGGACCUUUGCUUCCUUAUGACACUCAGCAUCUUCUCCAGCAGUGGCUCCUCAUCAACCUUCAGUGUGCCAGUACACUUGUGCAUCCUGGACGGUCGCAGCUUUACGUGCUGACUGGCGCUGUGCAGCCCGACGGUACCCUGGGUCUCAAUCGUGUCUUCCCUUGGCACAAAAGGGAUACAAACAUUGCAGUGGCCACACGCAAGUGGAAGUAUCACAGAUGUUAA
Messenger RNA from Sphaeramia orbicularis (orbiculate cardinalfish), 852 nucleotides. RefSeq names its product sizzled (gene szl). The coding region runs from base 1 to 852 and encodes 283 amino acids. The transcript is spliced from 4 exons. The record is from RefSeq and is a predicted model, not a curated record. NCBI's taxonomy places the organism in Eukaryota, Metazoa, Chordata, Actinopteri, Kurtiformes, Apogonidae. Gene Ontology annotation, biological process: non-canonical Wnt signaling pathway; canonical Wnt signaling pathway. Gene Ontology annotation, molecular function: Wnt-protein binding.